CGUUCCGUCCAGCUGCUCAACGUCCCCGAGCACGCAGCGUACGCUGAUAUCGUGGCCGUGGUGCGAGGCGGCAUCCUCUUCGAUCUCUCCAUUUCUCGUCGCUCGGGAACCGCUACCGUUACCUUUGCAGAGACAUCUUCGGCCGCAGCGUACUAUGCCCACGUGCGAGAUAACGACCUCUACAUCAAAAGCAAGAGGGUCGAUAUUCGCUGGUCAGACCGCUUCCUGACCUUGCACGAGCACUUUGCCAAGCGCAUCGCAAAUGGCGCCACCCGCAACCUCGUCAUGCGCAAGUGCAACGUCAGCCACACCGAGGCCUCGAUCCGCAGGGACCUCGAGCACAUUCACAACCUCAAGGUGGUUGGCAUCUAUUUCUACGAGGGCAACUGCCACAUCAGCACCAACUCGGUCCCGAGUGCCAUGUAUGCGCGCACCUGCAUGAUGAGUCGGCUCAAAUACAAGGGCUGCCGCAUCGAGUGGGACGUGGACGACUGCGCUCAGCCCCUGAGCCAGAUGCCCAUCAUGUCUCGCCGACGCACUCCUUUCCCCGUGGCCCCCGUGGCCCGCUCCGUUCGCAAUGCGAGCAACCGCUUCCAGCUUCUCGCUUCCGAAGCCACUUCUGAAGAAUAA
Molecule: messenger RNA, 630 nt
Organism: Trichoderma reesei QM6a
Lineage: Eukaryota; Fungi; Ascomycota; Sordariomycetes; Hypocreales; Hypocreaceae
Exons: 3
Source: RefSeq, a predicted model, not a curated record